Molecule: messenger RNA, 854 nt
Organism: Bufo bufo (common toad)
Lineage: Eukaryota; Metazoa; Chordata; Amphibia; Anura; Bufonidae
Gene: MCFD2
Product: multiple coagulation factor deficiency 2, ER cargo receptor complex subunit
Exons: 4
Coding region: 187-636 (149 amino acids)
Molecular function (GO): calcium ion binding
Source: RefSeq, a predicted model, not a curated record
CCAGCCGCUACUGCGCAUGCCCAAAAGAUCCCCCGAAUCAGGCCAGAGCAGCAGAGCGCCGAGGGCUCCAUAGCGUCCUGGCUGGAGUUGGUGUGCGCGCUCGGAGCGCAGAUUGUACGGCCUGCGGAGUUGCUGGCUGAGGCUGUAAUCAGAGGAGCAGCCGGACCCUGCUGUGUACGGAACAAAAUGACGUGCCACAAGACCCACACAUCCUAUCUCUUCUGUUGUCUGGUUUCUGCAGUAUUAGUAUUGUCCGCAGUGGCAGAAGACCAUGCACAUCCGAAAGUCGAAGAGGGGACACACACAGGCGGUCGUUUUGAUAAAAAUGUGGUACACGAUAAAGACCACAUAAUGGAACACUUGGAAGGAGUGGUUCAGAAGCCGGAGACAGAAAUGUCCCCUCAGGAGCUGCAGCUUCAUUAUUUCAAGAUGCACGACUAUGAUGGCAACAAUUUAUUAGACGGCCUUGAGUUGGCAACUGCGAUUUCCCAUGUGCAUAAAGAGGGGAAUGAUGACCACACCCAGACAUUAUCCGAAGAUGAGCUAAUAGUCAUGAUAGAUGGUGUUCUACGGGAUGACGAUUUCAAUAAUGACGGAUACAUUGAUUAUGCAGAGUUUGCUAAGUCGAUGCAAUAAAGACUUUUUUGCAGAUGGACGUUUUCUCUCCUAAAUGUGAAAGUUAUACACUGUUCAUGUUUCUGUGGGGAUAUAUUUUGCUGUACGUCACAGUCGCUUAUAUGUUGUUUUGGGUUCACAGUUGUGAUUUCCUAUGGUCAUUGAUUAUUGGUCAAUUUAUACAGAUCAAUUCUACACCAAGUUCACCUUUAGACAAGUUGGGGCCAAUAGCUAUAAAA